AUGGUCAAAGACACCAACAUCUUCACCAAGGUGAGCGCCAAGAUCAUCAAGACCAAGGUGCCACCGCUCUUCUCGACGGGCCUCUCGACGACGUACGUGCUGCAGGUGCACAACGCGGCGACGGACCACAGCUUCCGCGUCGGGAAGACGUACACGGACUUUGUCGUCUUCCGCGACCAGCUCCUGCGCAACGGCGCGCACGAGUGCGACAACAGCGCGCUCUGCGGCGCCUUCCACAGCGACAUGCACACGCACUUCCCGCCCAAGGUGCUCAUGCACCGCCACGCCGACGUCGUGCAUCUGCGCGAGUGGAAGUUCCAGGACCUUCUCGACCUCGUCGUCCGCUUCAUCAACGCGUCGCGCAGCAGCACGUGUGGGUACGCGCGCGAGGCCGUGCCCAAUAGCCUCAUCGUCUUCCUCUUUGACGGCGCCAAGAUGGACAAGCGCAAGUUCUGGAUCCCGCUCCAGCGCACGCACCGCGGCCGGCGCAUUCCUCGAGCGGUCAUUGAGGAAGCCAUUCGAAUUGCCCGCGACAACCAAAACGUGGACGAUGACAAUGAGGUCAACGAGCGUCAUAUGGGAAGCAUCGACUCGAUCCUCGAGAGCCACGGCAGCGUUGCGGUCGCAGUGUCCGUGCUCGACGCCGUAGGGUCCCCCGGCAUCGCCCUCGAUGUCGGGACACCGCCGCCCGGGGUUGCCAACCUGCAUCACGCGGAUAACAACGUCAGCCUCGACGACGACGACGACGAUGCCAUUGCGACGCCAACUGCAGUUGCUGGUCUUCUUCACUCGUUGCGGACGACGCUAGCGGCCAUCGACGAUGCCAAGAACUUGGCUGCCCUCGAAGACCAGGUCCAGAGCCUCUUCCGCGACCGCCACACGCAACUGCAUGUUUAA
Saprolegnia diclina VS20 is the source of this 897-nucleotide messenger RNA. RefSeq lists its product as hypothetical. The transcript has a single exon. The coding region runs from base 1 to 897 and encodes 298 amino acids. Gene Ontology annotation, molecular function: phosphatidylinositol binding. The record is from RefSeq and is a predicted model, not a curated record. Lineage: Eukaryota; Oomycota; Saprolegniomycetes; Saprolegniales; Saprolegniaceae.